AUGAAGAUCUCCAUCGUCCUACUCUCCGUUCUAUUUGGUCUUACCAUCGCGCUCCCCACACCCGAUGACCUAGACUGGCUUUCCCACGACACUGAAGCCCCCGGCGGCAGCCCCAGCUCUCGAAAGCGCCAAUACUCCACCGGCACCCUCCACCCAAGCUUCACCCACGUCUGGACCGUAACCCCAGGAGUAGGCUACUUCGAAGCCUCCCCAACCGGCUACGUGCGCUUUCUCACCACCGAAACCGACCAAACCUUCCAACCCGACGCUUCGCUCCGCGGCCACAACGCUACAGUGGGCUUUGACGUCCCGCAGGGCAAGCUCACCGAUGGAAUGGAGUUCCAAGUCUUCACUGCGCUCUCAACGCUGGUUUUGGAGAAAAAUAAGGACAAAGCUAAUACGAACGAUUCGAGGGGUGAUUAUGUCGCUAGGUUCGUUGUGAAAGGAGGAGUUGCGCAAUUAGCGGAUGGGGAGAAGGGGAGGUUGAUGGUGCCUGAUAGGGAGCAAUUUACGCUUCAGAUUGUGGGGUCCUUCAGAGUGGAAUUUCAGUUCGAUGCUUCUACUGGGCAGGGCUUGACUGUGACUAGAGCGGACUGA
This is a messenger RNA of Didymosphaeria variabile, 597 nucleotides long. RefSeq lists its product as uncharacterized. Bases 1 to 597 code for a protein of 198 amino acids. NCBI's taxonomy places the organism in Eukaryota, Fungi, Ascomycota, Dothideomycetes, Pleosporales, Didymosphaeriaceae. The transcript has a single exon. The record is from RefSeq and is a predicted model, not a curated record.